This is a messenger RNA of Passer montanus (Eurasian tree sparrow), 3187 nucleotides long. RefSeq names its product NIMA related kinase 11 (gene NEK11). Bases 223 to 2124 code for a protein of 633 amino acids. The transcript is spliced from 15 exons. The record is from RefSeq and is a predicted model, not a curated record. Gene Ontology annotation, biological process: protein phosphorylation. Lineage: Eukaryota; Metazoa; Chordata; Aves; Passeriformes; Passeridae. Gene Ontology annotation, molecular function: ATP binding; protein kinase activity.
GACGGGCGCUGGAGCGGCUCUGGGCAGUGCCGCCCGUCCCGGAGGGGUGAGGAACGGGAACGCCGCCCUCGCUCCUUGCUGUGCGGGAGUGUGGGUGCUAGCUGGUGUUCUGAGCCUCACACAGUCCUGAAACGAGUGAUUUCUGUGAACAUCCAUGGAAGAAUAAAAGGAUUUGAAAGCUACACCCUUGAGAAAUUUGUGUAGUUUUUGUUGCACAGAGAAAUGCUGAAAUUUCAAGAAACUGCUAAGCAUGUCACUGUUGCCAGAUUUAAUUCUGCUUGCUCAGAUGCUGUGAUUGCAAGAAGAUACACUCUUCAGAGGAAACUUGGCAAUGGAAGCUUUGGAAGUGUAUAUUUGGUUAAUGACAGAAAAGCAAAACAAGGAGAAGAGUUAAAGGUCCUAAAGGAAAUCUCUGUAGGAAACCUAAAGCCUAAUGAAACAGUUGAAGCAAAUCUGGAAGCACAACUACUCUCCAAAUUAGACCAUCCAGCCAUUGUCAAAUUUUAUGCAAGCUUUGUGGAGCGAGAUAGUUUCUGCAUUAUCACUGAGUAUUGUGAGGGUGGAGAUCUAGACUUUAAAAUUCAAGAGUACAAAGAUUCUGGGAAGAUGUUCACUCAAAGUCAAGUAAUAGACUGGUUUAUACAGUUGUUACUCGGAGUCAACUACAUGCAUGAAAGACGGAUACUUCACAGAGAUUUGAAAGCCAAGAAUAUAUUUUUGAAAGAUAAUCUUCUUAAAAUUGGAGACUUUGGGGUUUCUUGUCUUUUGAUGGGUUCAUGUGAUCUUGCAACUACUUUUACUGGGACACCAUACUACAUGAGUCCAGAAGUACUGAAGCACCAGGGAUAUAAUACAAAAUCUGACAUUUGGUCUCUGGGAUGCAUUUUGUAUGAGAUGUGCUGUAUGAACCAUGCAUUUACUGGACAGAAUUUUUUGUCUGUUGUGUUAAAAAUUGUGGAAGGUGAAACACCUUCUCUUCCUGAUAGAUAUCCAAGCAAACUUAAUGCUGUGCUAUGCAGCAUGUUAAGUAAGAAUCCUUCAUUGAGACCAUCAGCAGCAGAGAUCCUAAAAUCCCCUUAUAUUGAUGAACAGCUACAGAAAAUACAGUACAAGUUCACAAACAUGACAGUGAAAGACAAGGAACUUAACUGUCAGAAAGAAACUGCUCCCAUUUUUGGUGCUGUGCAGAAGAAAGUUCAUUUGCAAACUCUGCAGGAACUUUCUGAAGUUCAGAAAAUGACACCGCGGGAGCGAAUGCGGCUGAGGAAGUUAAAUGCUGCAGAUGAGAAGGCAAAGAAAUUGAAGCAGCUGGCAGAAGAAAAAUAUCAAGAAAAUAUCAAAAGAAUGCAAGAAUUCAGGUCCCAUAAUUUUCAGCAGCUGAAUGUCAACGUCCUACAUGAAUCUGAUGAGCAGACUUCAAAAUGCCUCAUUCAUUCUCAGCCAGCCACUAUGGGCAGCUAUGUGUCCACAGGACAGGAUGAACCAAGAGGGAAUGGGACAAGUGACCUCGGCAUGUCUGAGCUUACAGACCACGAGAUCCCUGAAGACCCAGAAAUUGCAGAAGAAUAUUAUAAAGAUGAGUUUGAAUCCUGUUCAGAAGAUAGUGAAGAGGAGGAAGAUGCAGAAUUGUCAUGGACAGUCUCUAAGACAAAUCACCAGGACAGUGAUAUGGAGGCAAUGGUUGAGUAUUUGGAGAAUGUCCUGGAUAGCAGCUCAUUCAAUCUGCCAUUGGGAAGCUGGGAGUGGAGGCAUUCGAGGCAGUGUACAGCUGCCUCAAGCAAGCGAGACAGCAGAAUGCCAGUGAGGAGGAGAUCAGGAGCUCUUUGGAGAAACUGGUUUCUAGAGCAAGUGAUUGCUUCGAAGUGGAUCAGCUGCUGUACUUCGAGGAACAGCUGCAGGCUUCAGAGCCACAUCUCCAGCUGUGACAGUGUGUCUGCAACAGCUGUGAAUGGCACCGAGGAGGAGGGGAACUCCUUCAGACCAGCAGGCAAGUACAGGAGUAUCGCUGGCCAAGGGCUAUAUACAAAUCAUGGACAGGACAGGACUGCUGAGGAACGAGUCUCAAGCUGUUUUACUUUCCAGCAUCAGUCUCAUUAUGUGGUUAUGUCAAUAGGAAGAUGCUAGCAGCUCACAUCUCAGGCAGUAGACAAAGAACUUAAUGUUGCAACAAAGCAUAUUGACUGUAGUUCCAUCCAAUCGCUAUAAGCACACGUACCUUUGGUCGAAACAAUGCUUGCUUAUUUAGAAUACAAUCCCUGCUUGUAAGCCUUAAAGUACAAUGCACAGAGCUCCAUUAUUAAGCUUAGAACUUUCUAAUAUCUUGUUAGAUAUACUUUUCUGUAGCUUAGGGAGUUAUUCUAGAAAAGUGUUAAUACACAGACCAUUGUUCUAUUUGUCCUUACUUUUCUACUUAUAUAAUUUUUCUGCUGACAAAUCUUAUGGCUACUGCUUAGCAGUAAUUGCUGUUCUACUGCCUUUGAGGCCUGCCUUUUGCAGCUUUCCCAAAACCCUCUGAUUUUAAAGACUCCCACACAUGAGGUAUUUGGAUGACACUGCUGAGGGUAAUGUAGUACAUAAGCAUGUGGGUAAGCUCCAUUUGAGAGUCCAGACUGCAGUGAGAAGUGGGUAAAUAUGGCACAAAUUUCAGGAGCAGGAAGAAGAACAAAUGUUUGUGUCACUGGAGGGAGGAUUCACAUUUACCUGUGUCCCCUUCUUCUGCCACUUAAAGCAAAGGAAGGGUGUUCUGGACUGUGGCUGGAUGCCAGUCCUGCGCUCAGUGCAUCACUGGCAAAGCUGCCUUUGAUGGAAUGAUGCAGGAUUAGACUCCAGCUGCUGUUGAUGUCUGUGCUAACUUGUCCAUAUGAUACUUAAGCUCAUAAUUUUUGUAAUUUGGCUGAUUUACUCUUAAACAUAUAUGUAUAUGUAGGGCCACUCAGCCCCUAAUUGUCUUGUUAUUAUUGAUUGUUCAAAAGGGCUGCAUUUAAUCUGAGCUUUAAAGAAACUGUGGACAUACAUACAUAUGUGAAUAUUUAUAUACAUAUAUGCAUGCUCACAUACACAGAGAUAGGGAUGUGUGUAUUCAUAAUGGCAGAAAUAUGUCUGGUCAUACACUGUUCCUGUCUAAAGAGUUUUGGAUUAAAUUCAUUCAAAAAUGGAACAAUAAACUGAUUUUUUUUUCUGCCUUGCA